AAAGAAAGAGAGAGAGACGCUGGGUGACUCUACCAGGUCCAGUUUUGAUGGGUUAGUGUGGAACAAAUAAAAAGAGUCCGCAAACAAAAUUGGUCUUAUCAUCCAUCUUUACAAAGAACUGAUUAGAAGUCUCUUGUGGCUGAUACUAUCUGUCUGAAGGGGUUUUGAAUCCCUACUACUGAUGCUUUCAGAUCCAGAUUGUGCUAGAUAUCCCAAGUACGAAUCAAAUGCCAUCACUAAAAAUGAAGACAAAGCUAGCCACAUCCAGUUCAAAAGAAAAAAAUGUCCUCCACGUCUGUCCAAACUCAAGUGUCAUAUCCAAGAGUUCUCUCUCUCGAACCAGAAGUGUGCAGAAUGCAGACGAAGUUGCAGAUCUGAUUCACAAUACUCAUGAUGUUCCGAUCUACUAUAAAGUAUAUCAACACCAAGUCGGAAGAAAUGGAGAUCAUGCUAAUGAUUUGGUAGAUGGACUGCUUGAAAAGCAACAACCACCUGUUACUGAUUCUGCAAACCUUGAUACAAUGGAGUCUACAAUAGUAAUCUGCAAAUCAAGUUCAGAGACCAUCUUUUCACCUAGUGUUGAGCCUGUUGGGGUGCACAGUGAGUCUGAUAUACCAAGUGUUGAAGCAAGCAAUGAUUUUUAUGUACCCCAAUUGGAGACUGAAGACAGUGAUAGCAGCAGAAGUUCGUGUGAACAUCAGACGUGCAAUGUUUCAGAUUUUUACAUCUCUGAUAUGAUUGUUUCUUGUAUGGCUGUCGAGGAUGAAACCAUCUAUGAUGACAGUUUGACUGACAGAUUCUUGUCUGAGUACAAGUGUGAAGAACCAAAUAUCUUUACUAAUGUUGAUGAGGAAUACUUGCUGCUGCCUUUUCUUGAAGACACUGCAGCAGCUAGCUAUAGUCAAGAGUGCAGAACAUCUGGAGAAUCUGCCAUUCAGUCAGAUGAUUCGAGCUUAUACAUGGCAAUUCACCAGCUCAGAUCAUCCGAACAAUCUGAUGCUUUCACAUAUUUAGAAUCUGAUCAAGCAGAAUGCUUUGACCCACAUAUUUUCAUUAGAAAUUUGCCAGACAUAUUAGAGAGGCCGAAUAUUUUGCCAAAAGAAUCACAAAGAUGCAAAUCGAUCACCCUAGUACUUGACCUAGAUGAAACACUUGUUCAUUCUACACUGGAGCACUGUGAUGAUGCAGACUUCACAUUUCCCGUUUUCUUCAGCAUGAAAGAACACGUUGUCUAUGUGAAACAGAGGCCUCAUCUCCGGACAUUCUUGGAGAGAGUUGCAGAGAUGUUUGAAAUUGUAAUUUUUACGGCUAGUCAGAGCAUAUAUGCGAAGCAACUGUUGGAUAUUCUGGAUCCAGAUGGAAAGAUUAUUUCACGGCGAGCAUAUCGUGAAUCAUGCAUCUUCUCUGAUGGAAGUUAUACAAAGGAUUUAACAGUAUUAGGUGUUGAUCUUGCAAAGGUUGUAAUUGUAGAUAAUUCCCCACAGGUUUUCAGAUUGCAAGUGAAUAACGGGAUUCCUAUUAAGAGUUGGUUUGAUGACCCUUCAGACUCUGCACUAAUUUCUUUACUUCCAUUCCUAGAGACACUGGCUGAUGUUGAUGAUGUCCGACCUAUCAUUGCUAAGAAAUUUGGUAACAAGGAAUAAAGAGGCCCUUGUUUCUUCCUAGUAGUUCCUCUAACAUCCUCUUCUCUUCUCAUUUAAACAGGAUUAUCCUUCAUUUACAUGCUCAUUGUUCUAUCCUCAUUGAGCCUUGAUAUAAUUGGGGUGUGCAAUAAGAAUACUAGUCCUUUUCUGGUUGAGUCAGUUUUUUGUGCGUAUUUCUUUCUUGUUUCCACCCUGUUGACAACUAUCUUCAGUCCAUUGCUUAUCUAAUUUGUUGUCGCAUAUAGUUGCAAGAGGUUCUUCUUGUGUGCAAUGUACAGUUAUAUUUGCCUAGUUAUUUACAAGCUUGUGUAUAUGAAUUGAUCUAUUGUGAAAUAAAUUGUGAUUUCAUGUUUCA
Solanum dulcamara is the source of this 1998-nucleotide messenger RNA. RefSeq lists its product as uncharacterized. Lineage: Eukaryota; Viridiplantae; Streptophyta; Magnoliopsida; Solanales; Solanaceae. Bases 228 to 1643 code for a protein of 471 amino acids. The transcript has 8 exons. The record is from RefSeq and is a predicted model, not a curated record. Gene Ontology annotation, molecular function: phosphoprotein phosphatase activity.